Daktulosphaira vitifoliae (grape phylloxera) is the source of this 895-nucleotide messenger RNA. RefSeq names its product profilin-like. The transcript is spliced from 3 exons. The record is from RefSeq and is a predicted model, not a curated record. NCBI's taxonomy places the organism in Eukaryota, Metazoa, Arthropoda, Insecta, Hemiptera, Phylloxeridae. Gene Ontology annotation, cellular component: cell cortex. The coding region runs from base 193 to 576 and encodes 127 amino acids. Gene Ontology annotation, molecular function: actin monomer binding.
UAAAUUUUUUUGCUGUACCUAAACUGCAUGAUUUAUCAUCUGUCGUUUGCGGAAUCUACUCGCGUGUGUGUUACUCGCUGUGAGAUCAUUGGACUUUUUUACCUCGAAGAUAUAAUUGUUACAUUUGUGUUAUUCGCACAUUUUUGUUGUUUUUUGUUAAUAACAAUCAAUAAAUUAUAAUAAUCGCACAAAAUGUCUUCUUGGCAAGAUUACGUUGACAAACAUUUGUUGGCCAGUAAAUGCGUUACCAAAGCUGCAAUCGCCGGCCACGACGGAAGUAUAUGGGCUAAAUCUGAUGGGUUUGAUGUGUCAAAAGAAGAACUAAGUAAAAUAGCACAAGGCUUUGAAAAUCAAGAUACAUUAACAUCUUCUGGUGUAACAUUAUCAGGUGUUCGUUAUAUUUAUUUAUCAGGUACUGAUAAAGUUAUUAGAGCCAAACAAGGAAAAGUUGGAGCUCAUUGUGUGAAAACACAACAGAUGUGUCAGUUAAAACGCAUAGUAUUUGUUCAUAAAAAUACAUGCAAAUACUCUGAGAAUUCAAUAAUUUUCAUUAGCAAUAUGAGUGAUUUUUCGUAGCUAUCAAAGAUUUUGUGAUAAAUUAUUUUGAUAUGUGUGAAAAAUUUGAUGUGUUUAUUAAUAAAUAAGUAUUUAAUUAUUACUAUUGUAUAAUAUAUAGAUUCAUAUUGGAAAUUUCUUUCUAGUCUAAAAAUUCUUUAAUUGGUUUCUUUAGUAUGUUUAAAGUUAUUAAGUAAAAAAUUUUUUUUCAUUUUUCAUUUUAGGAAAAACAUUUUUUUUAAUUUUUAAAGAAAAUAUUUUUCGUUUAUAAUCCCUAUAAAGUAUAAUGUUAUUUCUAAAUUUAAUUAUUUUUAGCAAUUGUUGUAUCAUUGUACGAAGA